This is a messenger RNA of Pleuronectes platessa (European plaice), 1868 nucleotides long. RefSeq names its product bile salt-activated lipase. Gene Ontology annotation, cellular component: synapse; cell surface; postsynaptic specialization membrane. Gene Ontology annotation, molecular function: triacylglycerol lipase activity; signaling receptor activity; sterol ester esterase activity. Gene Ontology annotation, biological process: neuron cell-cell adhesion; presynaptic membrane assembly; synaptic vesicle endocytosis. The coding region runs from base 31 to 1704 and encodes 557 amino acids. The transcript is spliced from 12 exons. Lineage: Eukaryota; Metazoa; Chordata; Actinopteri; Pleuronectiformes; Pleuronectidae. The record is from RefSeq and is a predicted model, not a curated record.
GCAGCAGCUCCCUCAGCUCACAGGAGGACGAUGCUGCUGCUGCUGCUUGUGUCGGCCGUCGGGCUGAACUCAGCCUCCGCUGCUCAGCUGGGUGUGGUGCAGACGGAGGGGGGGCAGGUGCAGGGUCAGAGUCACAGGAUGGGUCUGUUCAGGACUGUAGACGUCUUUAAAGGAAUCCCCUUCGCUGACGUCCCUGGAACGUGGGAGAAACCGAAACCUCAUCCUGGAUGGAGCGGAAUCCUGAAGGCCACAAAGUAUCGGGACCGCUGCCUUCAGGUGAACCUGCUGCAGACGAAGACCCGAGGCAGCGAGGACUGUCUCUACCUGAACGUCUUUGUUCCACAGGGACGGAAAUUGGCGACCCACCUCCCAGUGAUGGUCUACCUGUUCGGCGGGGCCUUCAUGUUGGGCGCCUCUAACGACGCUGCCAUCCUCGGAGACUCUCUCUACGACGGGAAGGAGAUGGCCGACCGAGGCGGAGUCAUCGUGGUCUCCGUGAACUACAGAGUCGGGACGCUGGGGUUCCUCAGCUUCGGAGACGCCCGACUGCCAGGUAACUACGGGCUGUGGGACCAGCACGCUGCCAUCGCCUGGGUCCGCAGGAACAUCGAGGCGUUCGGAGGACACCCCGACAACAUCACCCUGUUCGGCCAAUCAGCCGGAGCCGCCAGUGUCAACUUCCAGAUGCUGUCCCCCUACAAUAAAGGGUUAUUUCGCAGAGCCAUUUCCCAGUGUGGUGUGGCCCUCAGCCCCUGGGCCCUGCAGACCAACCCCAUGUCCCUCACCAGGAAGAUCGCCCGGAGGGUGGGCUGUCUGAGGAGCGACGAGGACGAGAUGCUCACGUGUCUGAAGAUGAGCGACCCGGUCGGCCUCACCAUGGCGGGAAAAAUCGACGUGUUGCUCAUUCUCGGAAAAGGUGUGGUUAUGGAUCUCAUGGAACAUGCUCCGGUGGUUGAUGGUGACUUUAUCCCUGAUGAACCGAGCCGUCUCUUCCAUCACGCUGCUCACUUUGACUUCAUGGCCGGAGUCAACAGCAUGGACGGACACAUGUUCGCUGGAGUCGACGUCCCUUCCAUCAACAAAAGAAACGGAAACACCACAGUGGAGGACGUGAGGGGUCUCCUCGCAGGUCUCACAAAAGAAAAGGGGAGUGCCGCCGUGGCCUCGGCCUAUCAGGCUUACUCUUCACACUGGGGAUCGUUUCCAGAGCAGGAUGUGGUGAAGAAGACGGUGGCAGACAUUGAAACCGACUUCCUGUUCCUGGUCCCCACACAGAUCGCCCUCCAGCUGCAUGCCAACCACUCCAGUGGAGCUCGUACCUUCUCCUACUUGUUCAACAUGAAGACACGGAUCCCAGGAUUCCCUCGCUGGGUGGAGGCGGAGCACGCAGAGGACUUACAAUACCUCUUCGGUAAACCCUACUCCACCCCCCUGGUCUACUUCCCCCGACACCGGGAACUGUCCCAGUACAUGAUCGCAUACUGGACCAACUUCGCCAAGACUGGUGAUCCCAGUAAAGGCGACAGUAAGGUCCCAGUUCCUUGGCCCCCCUUCACCACACAACACAGACCCUACCUGGCAAUCAACCACCAGAUCAGCAAGUCCUCUGUCAGCUACAACCUGAGAUCAGACCUCGUCAGCUACUGGACUCAGACCUACAGCAGCCUGCCGUCCAACAAGAGAGAAGAAGAAGAGGGGAACUGACCCCACGUCUGAUUUCAAUCAGAAACUACUGCAAUUGUUUGUUAAUGUCUGAAUGAUACGAAUUUAAUAAAAGUAGACAAAUAUCAAUAGUAAAUCAUCAGUGAUUAAUCACAUUAAUCACUUUUAAACACUGUUCUUCUCUGAAUAAAAGGACCUGGACUCUG